CGGACUGUGAUUUCUCUAUGAGUCUGGACUGAGGAUGUGGCUCCUUCUCCUCUGGGCAACAAGCUGGAGGCUUCUGGGCUCAGGAUUUGCUCUUCAGAUUCAGUGCUAUCAGUGUGAGGAAUUCCAACCCAAUGACUGCUCUUCCCCAGAGUUUAUUGUCAACUGCACAGUCAAUGUCCAGAACAUGUGUCAGAAGGAGGUCAUGGAGAAGAGUGAUGGGAUAUUAUAUCGAAAAUCAUGUGCAUCUUCAGGAGCUUGUCUGAUGGCCUCUUCUGGUUACCAGUCCUUCUGUACACCCGGCAAAGUAAACUCUGUGUGCAUCACUUGUUGUAACACCCCUCUCUGCAACGGACCUAGAACCAAGAAAAAGAGGAAUUCUGCACCACGCUUCCAUGGCGGGACCUUCUCUGCGCCUCUGUCACUAAUGCUGACUCUUAUGACAAUGCAACUGUAG
Messenger RNA from Pelobates fuscus (common spadefoot toad), 454 nucleotides. It is a transcript of the gene LYPD1, whose product is annotated as LY6/PLAUR domain containing 1. Bases 35 to 454 code for a protein of 139 amino acids. Lineage: Eukaryota; Metazoa; Chordata; Amphibia; Anura; Pelobatidae. Gene Ontology annotation, biological process: acetylcholine receptor signaling pathway. Gene Ontology annotation, molecular function: acetylcholine receptor inhibitor activity. The record is from RefSeq and is a predicted model, not a curated record. The transcript has 3 exons.